UAAACUACAUAAGCUGGACAGACAAAGAGAAAGAGGAGUUUAUUGCAAAGUUCAAAGAACAGAAAGUAGUUAUUGACGAGCUGUCCAAUCUAAAGAAAGAUAGGGUCUUGUGAAAAUGAAAAGCAUGGGGCAACAUGAGCAUCUGGUAUACAAACAGCAGCCGAACAGCAACAUUUACUUUCUUGCAGAUCAAUUAACAACACUUAGUGAGUGUAAAAAGAAAAUGGACGACAUCACACUUGCUUAUCAGGAAAUAUCUAAAAAUUUGCAAGCCAACAAAUAAUCUUUCAGCUGGCCAAGAUGUGUGGAAUAUGCUGUACGGUCAGUUUGACUACUGAUGCAGUUAAACCUUAUAGUCAAGGUUUCAUAAAUUUACAACGUCGAGGCCCCAACAGCAGCCAUGAACUGUUACAUACAGAUUAUUCUCACAACUACAGUUGUUUUUUCUCCGGCCAUGUUCUUCAUUUACGAGGACAGCUAACUCCUCAACCUUUGCAAGAUAAAAAAGGCAAUAUAUUUCUUUGGAAUGGAGAAGUCUUUGGUGGAGUUGAUGUUCCAGGUGCUGCUAAUGACACGGAAGUAAUGUUUCAGAACAUUGUCGCCUGUGAUAGUGAGCAUGAUAUAUUAUCAUUAAUUUCUAAAGUACAAGGGCCUUGGGCUUUCAUUUAUUAUCAGAAGAAAAAGCAUAACCUAUGGUUUGGAAGAGAUUUUUUUGGUCGCCGCAGUCUUUUGUGGAGGUUUGGGGAGACCCCGAAGGAAGCAUUGUGUCUCACUUCUGUUACUGAGUUACAUUGUGAAGCUGAGGCACAGUGGCAUGAGGUUCCAGCAUCUGGGAUUUUUAAAUGUAACUUAAGCUCAUGUGCAGAAUUAAAAUUAAUAAAAUUAACAUUAUAUUCAUGGAUGUAUACUACAAAGGAAGAACAAACAGAAAAUAGGCAAAAAAUUGUUUCUUUUGACUUUGAAAAAUAUGUGUCCAAAAUUACUUUUGGUGAUUGUCUGCUUAUUGCUCCAGUUACUCCAUUAAAUAGAAAAAUCCCUGAAUUGUUGCCAGUGUCAAACUGCAGAGCAAAGUCUGACCAUGUUAGUAUAGAGGAUCUUAAAAUGCUGAUCUCAGAAGUACAUAAGAAUAAUGCGGAGUCUUUUAUCAAAGUCUUAAGUGAAGCUGUGAAGAAACGUGUUUUCUGUCUACCACGAGAAAACAACGUAUUGACUUCAGAAGCUGAAAAUCUGGCAAAUGUCGCUAUCCUUUUUUCAGGUGGAAUUGAUUCAAUGAUGUUGGCUGCUCUUGCAGAUAGACACAUUCCACCAGAGGAACCUAUUGACUUGCUCAACGUUGCAUUUAUGAUGCAGGGUGAUAAUUCCAAAACACACAAAACCAAGAAAUGCUCUGCACCUUCACAUCAAGUUGAUGCUAAGGCUCUUAAAUACUGUAAUCCUUUUGAUGUUCCAGAUCGAAUCACUGGAAGGCAGGGUUUAGAAGAACUUAAAGCUCUGAACCUGAGAAGAAUCUGGAAUUUUGUUGAAAUUAAUGUUACACUUGAAGAACUGGAGCAGAUGAGGCGACAGCAUAUCUCACAAUUGAUACAACCUUUGAACACUGUUCUUGAUGACAGUAUUGGCUGUGCUGUUUGGUUUGCUUCCAGAGGAACUGGCAUGCUGAAAUGCAAUGGUGAAACAAAGCCAUAUACUAGCACAUCUAAGGUUGUGCUCACAGGCAUUGGUGCAGAUGAACAGCUUGGUGGUUAUUCUCGUCACAGAGUAAGAUUCAACAGAGAAAGUUACAAAGGCCUUCUUGAAGAAUUGAGCAUGGAGUUAGGACGUAUCUCUUCCAGAAAUCUUGGACGAGAUGACAGAGUUAUUGGUGACCAGGGCAAGGAAGCAAGAUUUCCAUUUCUGGAUGAAAAUGUGGUUUCAUUUUUGAACUCUCUUCAACUCUGGGAAAAAACAGACUUGUCGCUAGCUAGAGGUCUUGGUGAAAAGUUAAUUUUGCGAAUAGCAGCUGUAAUACUUGGACUUGGCAACUCUUCAGUUUUGCCCAAAAGAGCCAUGCAGUUUGGAUCCAGGAUUGCAAAAAUGGAAAAAAAAAAUGAAAAGGCAUCAGACAAAUGCAGCAGACUAAAGCCAGACGUCGCUCAGUAA
Molecule: messenger RNA, 2139 nt
Organism: Hyla sarda
Lineage: Eukaryota; Metazoa; Chordata; Amphibia; Anura; Hylidae
Product: asparagine synthetase domain-containing protein 1-like
Exons: 7
Coding region: 301-2139 (612 amino acids)
Molecular function (GO): asparagine synthase (glutamine-hydrolyzing) activity
Source: RefSeq, a predicted model, not a curated record